Messenger RNA from Exophiala oligosperma, 309 nucleotides. RefSeq lists its product as uncharacterized. The coding region runs from base 1 to 309 and encodes 102 amino acids. Lineage: Eukaryota; Fungi; Ascomycota; Eurotiomycetes; Chaetothyriales; Herpotrichiellaceae. The record is from RefSeq and is a predicted model, not a curated record. The transcript has a single exon.
AUGAAUAGCAAGCUCAAGUCGAAGAUAUUGGCCGCCCUUUUUGCAAUGCCCGAAGUCGCGACGCCGGGUGAUCGCACCUCCGGCCAGACUCUACGCUCAAGCACUACGCUAUGUUCAGACGAGGCUCCAGCCAUACGUGGAAGCCGUCACGAACAGCAACGCAGACAGCAAACACUAGAGAACGAACAGGCUCGCGAAGAACUCCGAAAGCACGGCAUUAAAGUCCGUGACUUCCAAGUCGAAGUUGAUGCUCGGAAGCGCCACAGUGCAGCAACUCCAACAACAAAACGUGUUGACAGUACGCACUAA